UAUUUUAUUUAGCAAACUAUAAAAAUUUAUUGUCAGAAAAGCUCGAAAGUCUUGCUAAAAUGACAAUACAAGAAGAAAGCAUGUUGAAUGAGAUUUUUUUAUCAAACACACAGACAACAAAAAGUUAUGUAGCCCCUAUUUCAAAUGCAACAUCAAGUCAAAAAGAAACUAAUCCCACUAUUCGAUUAAUAAUAACACAUAUAGAAAACAUAAACUUCAAAUCAUAUGCAGGAAAGCAAGUUCUUGGCCCUUUUCACAAGAAUUUUACAUCUAUUGUUGGUCCUAAUGGCUCUGGAAAAUCAAAUGUUAUUGAUGCAAUGCUGUUUGUAUUUGGAUAUCGUUCCCAAAAAAUUCGUUCAAAAAAACUUUCAUUGUUAAUCCACAACUCUGAAUCACACUUAAAUAUUGAAUCAUGUACUGUCACUGUGCAUUUUCAAAAAAUUAUUGACUUGCCUGGUGAAGAUUUUGAAUUAGUAGAAAAUACACAUUUUACCAUUUCAAGAACUGCUAGAAAAGAUGGAUCAUCUGAUUAUUACUUAGAUGGAAAAAAACAAACAUUCAAAGAAAUUGGAUUGGUUUUAAGGACAUGUGGUAUUGACAUAGAUCAUAACCGAUUUCUUAUUUUGCAGGGAGAAGUUGAACAAAUAAGUACAAUGAAACCAAAAGCAGAGAAUGAACAUGAUGAAGGAAUGCUAGAAUAUCUUGAAGAUAUUAUUGGAACCAGUUCUUAUAAAGUACCGAUAGAUGAAUUAUCAGCAGCUGUUGAGGAUCUGAAUGAGAAGAGAUCUGAAAAGUUGAAUCGAGCCAAAGUAGUGUUGAAUGAAAAAGAAGAACUUGAGCAAGAAAAGGAAGAUGCAACAACAUUUUUAGUUAUGGAAAAUAAUAUUACAAAAAAAAAUUACAUUCUUUGUCAAAAAUAUAUCCAUGACUGUACAGAAAUUGAAUCAAAGACAAAAAGCAAAGAAGUGGAAAUCAAACAGCAACUUGAAAAGCUUCAACUACAACUCAGCAGUUUCUUAGAACAAAAGAAAGAGAAAGGAGUUGAAUAUAAGAAAAUGAAUAAACUUUAUGAUAAACUUUUUAUAGAAGCUGAAGAAAAAAAAAAAGCAUUUGCUGAGUUUGAAAAAUAUGAUUUAAAACUUAGAGAGGAAUUAAAACACAGAAAAAAAAACAAGAAAACACUUGAAAAGUCUCUCGAAACAGAAAAAAUAAAGCUAGAAGAAUUAAAGACUAUUCCAGCAAAAAGUGAAGCUGAAAUUGAACAAUGCACUUCUUCUUUGAAGCAACUAGAGAUUCAAAAACAACUUGAAGAAAAUGUGCUCACUGAAAUAAUGGCUGGUUUAAAAAAUGAAACUGAAGGUUUACAACAAGAAAAAGAAUCUAAAGAGCUUGCACUUAUGGAAAGUCAAAAGUCAGUUAACGAAGCUAAGUCAAAGUUAGAUGUGCUGUCAAGUGAAUUAGAGAUUUAUUUAAGCAAGUACACAAAGUUAAAUGAGCAGCUAGAGCAAGCCAAGUCAAAUGCUGAAAAAGCUAAGGAACAGAACGAAGAGAAAAAAAGACAGUUGAUUGCUAUUGAAGAAGACUUACCAUCAACAAAAAAAGAACUAGAUAGUGCAGAGAAAGAACUCAAACAAGUGACACAAAAUGAAAAAGAUUUAUCAAUUGAAGUAAAAAAAAACCGUCAUAAGUUUGAAGAGUGCAGAAGUGCAAUGCAUGCUUCUCAAUCAAGAGAUGCUGUGCUUGAUGCUCUUAUGAAGGAAAAAGAAAGUGGAAGAAUUCCUGGAAUCUAUGGAAGAUUAGGAGAUCUUGGUGCUAUUGAAAAUAAAUAUGAUAUAGCUAUUAGCACUGCAUGUGGUCCAUUAGAUUUUAUUGUUGUUGAUACUAUGGAUACAGCACAGAAAGGAGUGCAAUUUUUAAAGAAAAACAAUAUUGGCUCCACAACGUUUAUUGCUCUGGAUAAAGUUAGUAACUGUGAACAAAAAGCAAAUUCAAAAAUAAACACACCUGAAAAUGUACCAAGACUUUUUGAUUUGGUAAAGUUGAAGACGGAGGAUGUGCGCAAUGCUUUUUAUUUUGCACUGAAAGACACUCUUGUUGCUAAUAAUCUUGAUCAAGCUACAAGAAUCGCUUAUCCAAAAGAUAAGAAUAGUAGUCGUUGGAGAGUAGUAACAUUAAAAGGAGAGUUAAUUGAAAUGUCAGGGACCAUGAGUGGUGGAGGAAAUAGGCCAUCUAAAGGAAGAAUAGGCAAUCGCUUAACACAAGAUUACAAUCCAAAUGAUAUUGAAAUUCUUGAAAAAAAAUUCUAUAGUGAUACAAAGAUGCUUGAGGAGCUUCAGCAAAGAAAAACAAAACUUGAAGAUACUGUUCAUAAUUUAACUAAGCAAGUCAAAUCAAUGGAACAUGAAGUUCAAAAACUUAAAAUGGAAAUUCAGGCGCUAAGUGCUCAGGAAAAAGAACAACUGUUAAGGGUGCAACAAUUAAGUUGUGAUUUAAAAGCUGCAAAACCUGAUGCUCAACAUGAGGCUAAACUAGAGAAAGAAAUAGCAAUUCACAAUAAAACAUAUACUAAAGCAGCAGAGAUAUCUGGAAAAAUUGAAAAAGAAGUUCAAAGUUUACAUAAAAAGAUAAUGGAUAUUGGUAAAUCAAAGUUAAGCGGUCAACAGAGUAAAUUGGACUCAUUGAGUAAACUUAUUGAUGAAGUUACCCAAAAGAAAACAAAAGCAUCUGUUGCCAUUAAAAAUGCAUCUAGAAAUUUAAAAAAAGCAGAGGAAAAGGUUGAAAGUAUAGAAAAAGAAAUUAAGGAAAACACUGCAGCCCUUCUUAACAUUGAGCAGGUUGAAUUAAAAAAACUUGAAGAUGAUGCUACUGAAGUCUUGAAUGCUGCUCAGGAAGGACAGGAGCGUAUAAAAGAAAUGCAGAAGAAAUUAGAAGAGGCUAAGCGAGCAUUUGAAGCAACUGAUAAAGAAGAAGGAGACCUACGAAGUAAAGAAAUAGAUGUGAAACAUGAAUUGCAAAAAUUUGAAAAUACCCUUAAAGAGAAUAGUAACAAAAUACGACAUUGGAAAGACAAGCUGGAUAAACUUGUUUUACACAAAAUUCGAAAAUCUUAUGUAGAGUCAGAAUCACAACAUGAAGAAUUGGUAAAGCUUACAAAUGAACAGUUAGCAGAUGUUGAUGACACAGCAAUUGCAUAUGAAAUAACAGUACUUUCAGAAAAGUUAGCAGAAAUGAAACCUAAUAUGGCUGCAAUUGAAGAGUACUUUAAAAAGGAGGAAAUUUAUCUUGAACGUGUUAAAGAACUUGAAACAGUGACAGAGGAGCGUGAUUCUAAAAGAAAAGAUCUUGAUAAUAUGAGAAAGAGAAGACUUGAUGAGUUUAUGUCAGGAUUUGUUAUUAUAACAGCAAAAUUAAAAGAAAUGUACCAGAUGAUAACAUUGGGAGGAGAUGCAGAAUUAGAAUUGAUUGAUAGUCUUGAUCCAUUUUCAGACGGUGUUGUUUUUAGUGUUCGCCCUCCCAAGAAAACAUGGAAAAAUAUAUCAAAUUUAUCUGGUGGUGAAAAAACACUGAGCUCAUUAGCACUGGUUUUUGCACUUCACCAUUAUAAGCCAUCUCCCCUUUACGUCAUGGAUGAGAUUGAUGCUGCACUAGAUUUUAAAAAUGUUUCAAUUAUUGCAAAUUAUAUCAAAGAGCGAACAAAAAAUGCUCAGUUCAUAAUUAUUAGUCUACGCAAUAAUAUGUUCGAACUGGCUGAUCGAUUGGUUGGUAUUUACAAGACGGAUAACUGUACGAAAAGCGUAAUAAUAAACCCUUCGUCAUUAUAAUUUUUUUUCGAAUAUAAAAAUAAUUGUUAUCUUUAAAGUAACUUUAAAGUUAAUUAGUAACAUUUAUUGUCUGUAUAUGACAAUAAAUGUUUACAUAGAAUUUAUCCGGACCUAUUGUAUGACGUAAUGCACGCAAAAAAUAUUUCAUACUU
Messenger RNA from Hydra vulgaris (swiftwater hydra), 3973 nucleotides. RefSeq names its product structural maintenance of chromosomes protein 4. Gene Ontology annotation, cellular component: condensin complex; chromosome. Gene Ontology annotation, molecular function: ATP hydrolysis activity; ATP binding; protein binding. Gene Ontology annotation, biological process: mitotic chromosome condensation. The record is from RefSeq and is a predicted model, not a curated record. Lineage: Eukaryota; Metazoa; Cnidaria; Hydrozoa; Anthoathecata; Hydridae.